Messenger RNA from Cyprinus carpio (common carp), 2268 nucleotides. It is a transcript of the gene gja10b, whose product is annotated as gap junction protein alpha 10 b. Gene Ontology annotation, biological process: cell communication. Lineage: Eukaryota; Metazoa; Chordata; Actinopteri; Cypriniformes; Cyprinidae. The record is from RefSeq and is a predicted model, not a curated record. Gene Ontology annotation, cellular component: connexin complex.
UCACCUAAAAACAAAGGCUGUAUUAAUGGAAUACUGACUUAUUGCUUACUAAAUACUACACAAUAGACACUGUACACUGCAUAUUAUUUUUCAGAAUUAGUGAAUAAGUAUAUUACGCAACAAUAAAUGUUUCAAGAAACAGUGUGCUAAAACAAAAUGUGUAAAAAUGUCUUCAGUUUCGGUAGUCAUUUGGUAGUUUGGUAGUCAGUAUAGCCAAUACCAAGAUGCGUUCAGAUUUUACAAGUAUUCGUUAUUAAUUAUCUAAACUAUAGAUACUUUGGCAUAUUUCCACACAGGUCAUGGGGUAUUUUGGGAUUGUUGCUAAUAUGUUCCCCAUGACCCGCCCUCAACAGUUGUGAUGCAAGUUAGCCCCUCAGGGUACCGUCCAGCCUACAGAUCGAUAGCAGCAUUGUAUGAGUUCAAUGCACAGAGAAACUGGACUUCAUUCAACAAAGCAAUGUUCACAGAAGAGUACUAAACACUCCCACAAGGGGGAAAGGAUACUGGAGUUGUAUGAUAUUGUUUUUGUGUGAUGGACUGAUGCAGCAAGUGUUCUGUGAAUACCACAAAAAUGUAAGUUUCCCUAUAUAAUUGGAUGUAGGUAAUCUAACAUUUUUAUGUGACCUAGUCUAUCUAUCUAUCUAUCUAUCUAUCUAUCUAUCUAUCUAUCUAUCUAUCUAUCUAUCUAUCUAUCUAUCUAUCUAUCUAUCUAUUUCUUAGAGAUUUCUAACCUUCACUUUUCCAGUUUUAGGCCAUGCGAAAAUGGGAGAUUGGAACUUGCUAGGGAGUAUCUUGGAGGAGGUUCACAUUCACUCCACCAUUGUAGGCAAAAUCUGGCUCACCAUUCUUUUUAUUUUCCGUAUGCUCGUGCUCGGGGUUGCCGCCGAAGACGUGUGGGACGAUGAGCAAAGUGAGUUUGUGUGCAACACAGAGCAGCCUGGAUGCAAGAACGUCUGCUAUGACCAGGCAUUCCCCAUAUCCCUCAUCCGAUACUGGGUCUUGCAGAUCAUCUUUGUCUCCUCACCUUCUUUGGUGUACAUGGGUCACGCACUAUACAGGCUCCGGGCACUAGAGAAGGAGCGCCACAAGAAAAAAGCUCAACUGAAGGUGGAGCUGGAGGAGACGGAGGCUUUGGAGGAGCACAAAAGAAUUGAGAAGGAGCUUAAGAAGGUGGAAGAGCAGAAGAAAGUGAGGAAGGCUCCUCUGAGGGGUUCCUUGCUGCGCACAUAUGUGUUGCAUAUCAUAACAAGGUCAGUAGUGGAAGUGGGAUUCAUAGUGGGGCAAUACGUGCUCUAUGGUAUCGGACUGUCACCGUUAUACAAGUGCGAGCGGGACCCCUGUCCCAAUAGUGUGGACUGCUUUGUUUCACGGCCAACGGAGAAGAACAUCUUCAUGAUUUUCAUGCUAGUCAUCGCAGGGGUGUCUCUGAUCCUCAAUCUCCUGGAGAUAUUCCACCUUGGUGUGAAACAGAUCAAGCAGGCCAUUUAUGGAUCCAAGUACAUUGGAGAUGACGAAAGUAUUUGCAGGUCAAAGAAAAACUCCAUGGUCCAACAAGUAUGCAUCCUUACCAAUUCCUCACCACAAAAACUUAUGCAUUUGACGCACACUUCCCUCGCGGUUGUGCCCGAUGCACAGACAGCACCCAUGCCUCACUAUAUGCCAAUGGCUGCUCCUCCAUCUAGCCAAGAGGUGCCAAACAGUGACCCUAAUGGAGCUGAGCAGCCUCUCAGGCAGAACCGUCUUCCUAGCCAGCCUGAAUUUCAGGCUCUCCAACAGUUAGGAGCAACAGAACGACGACCCACUUUGGACAACCGUCCGCAGUCCUGUAGCAGUGAGGAGUCUGGGCCCAAGGGCUCUGGACCGCCCAAGAACAUCGGUCAGCAGCCCAGAGCUUCAUUCAGAGCCAGUAACAUAGAGAUACCAGCAUCAUUACGGAAACAUAGCCGAGUCAGUAAAGACUUCAGCGAGGAGAGCGAUUCCCAGGAGAGCGGGAACCACCCCACUGCCAGGAAAGCCAGUUUCAUGUCACGAGGGCUUUCAGAAAGCCCAUCCGAAAGUGCAGCCUCCAAAAGUGGAUCGGACACAGAGGCCAACCGUAUAGCUCAAGGAGAGAGUCCAGCUAUGACACCGCCUCCUGCCACUGGACGCAGAAUGUCAAUGGUGAGUAGAAAAACACACUAAUGCUUAUCCACUUGUUGAGUUGUGAUGAAACAAAUACUGUUUCUUCCACUCAAGUGGGUUUCAAGUGAGAAUACUACCUUAACAGCC